UGCGGAUUUUUAGUUAGAUUUCCAGUUGUUGAUUUAUUGCAAAUUUUCAUGGUUAUCUUCUAAGUGAACUUCUUAUUAUGGUAAAAAACUAAGAAGCAAAAUAUCGAGAUUUAACCUGAGUGUGUUAUUUCUAACGAAAACUACUACUUUUUAUCGCACAACGGAGUGUAAUCAAAGUGUUCAUUUUGCUAACCCACAAGUUGCAUCAAGAUGUACGAUUUGAAACCCAUCCUGAAACCGGUGGACAUUGAAUUACCGACCUGCAUGUAUCCGAUGAAGCAUAUUAUCGGUGUGACCAGCAGCAGCCAACCACCGGUUGCUUCCAACAGCACGGAGGACUUACCCGAGAUUCAAGUACUAGCGUCUAAACAAGAAAAAAUUUUAAAACAGUUGGCUGAACUACGCGAACAGUUGGAUUCGAUGCGAACUGGCUUAAAACUUUGUAACAAACCAGCACAACCAAGUGCCGCGGUUUCCACGAUUUCGCAGAGCGCGUCGACUAAACAAUUAGUUAAGAAAAUAGAACCAAUCAACCUUUCCUAUCUGCACGAUUUUGUAGUGAAUGCUAGCCCGGAGAACAUCCCCUACGGUUUACUAGCCUUGCAGAAACUUUGGUUUAGCCGGCUAAAUCUGACCGUUGAGUGCUUCACGCAUUCAACUAUUUCGAAACUCAGCGAAGAAGCAAUUAAUUUUCAAAGCAUUAUCACUAGCCACAAGCCAUCCGACGAAAAACUUCCAUGCAUUAAGGUGACCCUAAUAUGGAAAAAUGUUGGAACCUAUACCGAAAUGAUAACCUCGCCGACCGCGUACGUACCCAUAUGUGGCGAAGUCAACAUACUCCGGUUCCUGUCUCGCUGCGGUCCAAGCGAAUUUAAUUACGAACGACAAGAAGACGUAAACGAAGUGGAUUCUAUUCUUGAUGCCUGUUACCUAUUGAUCAACAAACAGAACGUAAAAGACAAGAAACAAAUUUUAAAAACUCUUAGCUCAAAACUGGGAAAAACUCCUAGUUUCGGUGGAACGGACAUCUCGCUGUGUGACAUAGCAGCGACCAGUGCGAUCAAGCAAGUGCAGAAGGCGCUUGCAAAAGAUAUCAAUCCAAACAUAACAAAAUUAAUCACGCGAGUGUCUGCCGCGGUUGGAAUCUAAGAAAAAAGUUACUGCAGUUACAGUUGUAGUUGCCGCGGUGUUUUCCCAUUUAAUCGACAAGCCGAGCUAAGUGUUCUUCAUUUUAUUUAAAUUGUUUAGCUUCAUACGUGCAAACGACAUUAAUAAACUACAGGCGUUCAGUCAUUUAUCUAUCUUAUAGUGAUGAGAAUGGACCUUGAUGUGAUGCACAUUAUACAUAUCAAUUUAGUUUUACUGGGCGGUGCUCGUUUUGCUACAAACGGGGUAGCAACCCCAAGGCGCCGUUAAUACAAACGACAAAACUAUGCAUUCUUCAACAAUAUUGUAGAUAAUAAAUAACUCUACAAUUGCC
Molecule: messenger RNA, 1480 nt
Organism: Sabethes cyaneus
Lineage: Eukaryota; Metazoa; Arthropoda; Insecta; Diptera; Culicidae
Gene: AIMP2
Product: probable aminoacyl tRNA synthase complex-interacting multifunctional protein 2
Exons: 4
Coding region: 211-1149 (312 amino acids)
Cellular component (GO): aminoacyl-tRNA synthetase multienzyme complex
Source: RefSeq, a predicted model, not a curated record